GGAAAAAGGUUUUGACCAAUAAGAAGCGAGUUCUUUGAAACGCCCAUUCCGGCAGUUCACAAGCAGAGCUUCAUUUAGGAUACACGCUUUUCAAGGUGAACUGGUUGGGGAGGUGAAUAAAGAAAAUGGGGCUGCUUUCGGCCCUGACUCGAGGACUGGUCCGGGGAGCAGACCGCACAGCUGAGUUCACCAGCAAGCGCGGCCCCAAGACCUUCUACAAAAGCCGAGGAGCCAUGCCGGCCGGAGUGCUCACCUCCAGCAGGAAGUUCUUCCCUGUCCGGGAGAUGAUCCCCGAGUUCGUUGUACCCGAUCUGCAGGGCUUCAAGCUGAAGGCGUACGUGUCGUACAGGAGCCCGCCGGGUACAGAGCAGCCCAUGACUGCUGAGAGCCUCUUCAGCCAGGCUGUGGCUCCACACAUCCAGAGAGACUUAGAAGCCAGCACAUUUGACCCACAACAGCUGGAAAAAUACGGCUUAGAGAAGACACAGGACGGGAAGCUGUUCAAACUGCAUCCCAAAAACUUUGUACGUUAAAUGUGCUGCAGUGACGAUUGGACUGUGAAGGAAAAACGCUUUAGGAUUUCUGCAUGUAGACACCGGUAUUGUACUAUUGAAACCACAAUUUGUUUAAUUAAAAUUGACCUCAAAAUACAGAUCAUAUUGGAUAUUGGUGCAUUCACUGGCCAGGAACAGGCUAAAUAUCAGUUUUCAUCAAGUCCCCUAAAAGCAUUGGUAAAAAAUGCUUUAUUUAUAUAAUAUCUUUCUCUAACUCAGAGAUAGAAUGGGAUAACAAAAUGAUUAUACGCAAUAAAACUUAACAAAGAGAUAAAAUGACAGUCAUGAUAUGUCAGAAUUACACCCCCAGCUAUACAAUGGGUGUUAAACACAAUGAUGAUUGUGCAUUGAUUGGCGAGACAAGUCGAGGCAGGCAGUAUAUACUCAAACUGCUUAAACCCUAUUUCGACAGUAGUACUUUCUCUGCAUCCAGACGCAAAUGCAAUCUCUUUUUAGCACCCACUAACUAACUAACUGUGUCUGGAUAAGCUUUUAGUGAUAAAUAACAGUCUAGGACGUCUCAAGUGUGAAGAGAGAGUUUGUAUUGAAUACAAAAGAAACAAGUGACCAGGAAUGUCACAUUGAGAAAAGAUAUUGGAGUUUGGUUUAGUUUGUUAAUGGUAGCUUACAUCAUGGUGUAAAAA
Pangasianodon hypophthalmus (striped catfish) is the source of this 1198-nucleotide messenger RNA. It is a transcript of the gene mrpl41, whose product is annotated as mitochondrial ribosomal protein L41. Gene Ontology annotation, cellular component: mitochondrial large ribosomal subunit. Lineage: Eukaryota; Metazoa; Chordata; Actinopteri; Siluriformes; Pangasiidae. The transcript has 2 exons. Bases 126 to 533 code for a protein of 135 amino acids. The record is from RefSeq and is a predicted model, not a curated record. Gene Ontology annotation, biological process: translation. Gene Ontology annotation, molecular function: structural constituent of ribosome.